AUGAUGAAAAGAUCUCGGCACAAUACACGGGCCAGCGCGCCCCACGCAGGUGCUGACUCCUGCGAUACGGCCACUCGUCACGGACCUCAUUCUACCACCUCUCAUGAGAACCUUGCUGAUGAUGUGGCUACUGUCGAGAGUGCUACCACUUCAGAGGUCGAUAUACUUAACGAUCAAAUCGACGAAUACUCCGAAAGAAACGCCAAAAGAAGCAGAAUUAAGAUUGACGAGAUUCUGGCUGGCAUUCGUCCUGGACGAAAGGUUACUCUUCGAGAUCGCCUUAUCAAAGGCCAGUAUGAGCCCCAGAUGCUUGGUAUGCGAGUGUACAAUAUGAAAAAGGUUGCAACAGCCGCUGCUCAGGUCCCUGAAUCUCCAGCCGAUGUCGGCAAGCCUCCUCGGGAUUUUCUUGUUCCUGCUCAGCCCAAGCACCCAAGCAAGUCUAAACAUAAAAUCAGCGACUCUGAAAAGUCUUCCAAUGGCCCCGCGACUGGUAGCAGUUUAGAAGACGCCCGAUCCGACCCUCAUAUCGCAUACAAAAGCACACCCAUUCACCAACUACACUUCCCUGAAGCUCUUAUCCUCUCAGUCAAGCAGAAUGCAAGUAGAUGGCAAACCAAAGACCACCGCCCGGAUUUGGUAUUCGUCGUCAUGCGCGUCGUUAGCAGCGACGUGCCCGAUCUACAUGUCUUCACCGGUCUAGGCGAGGCUACGGCUCACGCUCUCCAUCUCAUUGCGUAUAAGCAUCCCGAAGCCUUCGCGUUACCACAGAAUAACGAUAAUGAGGGAGACAAGGCCAAGGCCGUGAAGUCUGAGCAGGUUCCGUCUUUGAUUAAACAAGUCACUGCGCGACCGAUUUGUCAACAAGUACCCUCUGGUCGCAAAGUUGGGAAGUUGAAGGGGCCCAAGAUCGUGCUGAGCGAGAGCAGCGACUCGGAUACAGACGACGAAAAUCCAAUGCUACAGAUCAAGGAAGAAGACCCGGAACUACCCCGGCCUCCGCGCAUCCCGGAUCCUAGACCUGAUUUCAAUAGUCGAGGACAGCUCUUGCUUCGAGACGCCCCUGAGCCUACGUAUGUGUUUUGGGGCAAGUAUAAUAUCGCCUCUUUUGGCUUGAAGAUGGAAUUCCGUCGUGCGGAUGGGACUGUGGUGCGAGUCUCUGUUCAUCGAAAGACUUUGCGCAAGACGACUCAGCAAAAUCGAUAGCACGAAAACCUAGAGAUGCCGUUGUUUGGUGCAGAUGAGACGGUGUUGCAUUUGAGAAGGAGUUGGGUUCGUGAAUGGACCCCUAAAACGAUGCUUUAAUAUUCGUAUACUGGAUAUUCCAUGGAAUAAACGUGGUAUAACACCGAUCACCAGUGCUAUAGCGGCGCUGGGAUAAAACAUGAGAACACAAGUCCGGCAUAGAAGGCCGCAGCUAGAUACGCUUGCAUAAUCGAAAUCAUUUAUGUACUUUUUUUUCUCCUCUGC
Xylaria bambusicola is the source of this 1467-nucleotide messenger RNA. RefSeq lists its product as uncharacterized. NCBI's taxonomy places the organism in Eukaryota, Fungi, Ascomycota, Sordariomycetes, Xylariales, Xylariaceae. The coding region runs from base 1 to 1203 and encodes 400 amino acids. The transcript is spliced from 3 exons. The record is from RefSeq and is a predicted model, not a curated record.